Molecule: messenger RNA, 1672 nt
Organism: Danio rerio (zebrafish)
Lineage: Eukaryota; Metazoa; Chordata; Actinopteri; Cypriniformes; Danionidae
Gene: pxna
Product: paxillin a
Cellular component (GO): cytoskeleton; focal adhesion; cell cortex
Source: RefSeq, marked validated
AUUAUGGCUCAGGGCAAGAGUUCCCCCACCAGUGUCCCGAAGCAGGGGAAUAAACUGGACAAUAUGCUGGGAAGUCUGCAGUCAGACCUCAACCGACUGGGUGUCCAGACUGUUGCCAAAGGCGUUUGUGGAGCUUGCAAAAAACCAAUCGCUGGCCAGGUGGUGACCGCAAUGGGUCGGACGUGGCAUCCGGAGCAUUUUGUGUGCACUCAGUGUCAGGAGGAAAUCGGCUCCAGAAAUUUCUUUGAGCGGGACGGUCAGCCAUACUGUGAAAAGGACUAUCACAGCCUCUUCUCUCCUCGCUGUUACUACUGCAGCGGACCCAUUCUGGACAAAGUGGUGACCGCAUUAGACAAAACUUGGCACCCGGAGCAUUUCUUCUGCGCCCAGUGCGGGUCAUUCUUCGGGCCUGAGGGUUUUCAUGAGAAGGAGGGAAAGGCGUACUGUAGAAAGGAUUACUUUGACAUGUUCGCCCCUAAAUGUGGCGGCUGUGCUCGUGCCAUCCUGGAAAACUACAUCUCUGCCCUCAACUCUCUCUGGCAUCCUGAGUGUUUUGUCUGCAGGGAGUGUUUCACUCCAUUUGUCAACGGCAGUUUCUUCGAGCAUGAAGGGCAGCCGUACUGCGAGGCUCAUUAUCACGAGAGACGCGGCUCGCUCUGCUCCGGCUGUCAGAAACCCAUCACCGGCCGCUGCAUCACCGCCAUGGGCAAGAAGUUCCACCCCGAGCAUUUCGUCUGCGCCUUCUGCCUUAAACAGCUCAACAAGGGCACAUUCAAAGAGCAGAACGACAAGCCCUACUGCCAAAGCUGCUUCGUCAAGCUCUUCAGCUAGAGUGCUGAUGUGUGUUUAAACACACCCCAUACGAGAGAGAGCAAAUAGCGUCACCUUGUGGCGGUAGUGAGCAUUACACCAGCUUGUCCUUGUGCCAAAACACUGUCUGACUAAGUGUAGAUCUUCAGGGAAGCAUUAGGAUUUUGUUAACAGCAUUUUUUCAUCCAAAAAAAGCCCGCUUCUCCUGGAUCCAGCCUAAAUUUGAUCCUUAAAUUGCGUAUUUUAGAUAUUAUCGACUGCAUCUGACAAAUCGAGAUCUAUUUUUGUACUUGUUUUACACACAAACACACACAGCUGAACUUGAAUACAUGUAUGCACACAUCUCUUUGCACAUUUCUAGUUUUAUUUUCUCGCUGAUUUUGUUUUAGCUUCUUCCUCGGCUGUAUCAUGUCUUUUUUCUCUUAAAGGUGCAAUAAUAUCAACUGCUUGGCAUCAUUUUAGAGUACUUUUGGUUCUCUGAGAGUCUGGUCAGCUCUGAUUUUCGCAUUAUAAAGUGCGCUCUUUCACUUUUAAUGUCGAUGUUUGUUUCUUUUUUUAUAUUUGCUGGGUGGUUUAUGUUUGUUCUGUCUUCAUAAGAGUUUGACCGUCACUUCUGCUGUUUUCAUACAUGUUUUAUUAUUACAAAAAGCCUUCUUGGAGAUGCCGGUCUUCCUCAUGUGGCGCUCCACAAUGUGCCUAUUGCCACCAGGCAUAUUUCGCAUUUUAAUUAUGGUUAUUUUUGUCUUAAUGCCUGAGGUUGAUACACAUUUCCCCCUUUUCCACUUAUUUGAUUUCCUACUGUAUGCAAGUAAAUAUAUUAAAGUCUUAUGAAUGAUAGUUGAUGGCGACUUUGAUUUGUUCA